GGAGAGGUCUGAUAAAACUAACAUUAUACAUUUACGUGGGCAUUCUUGUUUAUCGUUUUGCUGGUUGAAAAAUGAACGUCAAAGUUUCUUCUUGAGUUACAGUGUCCGUACAUAAUACAGAUAGGCAUAAGACAGCCGAGCAAGAGUCAGCACACGUGACGUAGAUGCUGCCAGGAGCAGGAGUGACUGUCUGGUUAGCGCUUCCAGCACUGCUGCUAGCUGCCGAGGACCUGGACUCCAGCACCUGCCUCACCCUUGACCCAUUCGACAGCGCGCUGCCCCAGACCACACCCUCGCCCUACACCCUCUCUUGUAGCAAGACUGGGAAGAUCACGAACCAGGGACUCCAUCAUCUUCACCAUCAAGUCCUCGCGACCAAAGGUCGACUUCCGACGGUUCGUUUGUGCAGGCCCUGGACCGCGAGAGCGGUGUGGCCGUGGGCAUGUUCGUGGACACAGGAGGACGCCGACAUCACCGUCGUCAACUGUUUUGGUCGCUCUGAGAACACUGCGAUAGAAUUCGAUACAGAGCCGAAGACAGAAGCGCGCAUGAGAUUGGAUGCCUGACUUUGACUACGCAGGCAACAUCACUUUCUUGGCCACAAUUGUCCAGUCUGGGGAGAUAUUCUGGCUAAGAGAGAAGGGAGAUUCAAUAUCUGUAUACAACCCGUGGUAGUACUAUUACAAAUUGUUGGUGUAUGUUUGUAUAUUUUCUUUACUGUAAAGUCGUACUGUUCACGCUAGGCGAAUUCUGUCAACACACAAUAUACAUGGAAUACAUUUCUUACAGUUAAAUCGUUCUAUAUUUGUAACGAAAUUGUUUUACUUACCAAUUUUUUUAUUGUAAUGCUGGAUAGAAAACAUUGAGAACUGUAUUUACCCAAAAUACCAAACAUAUAUAUUACUGUAUGAGGAAAUAAUAUUAAGUAUAUUACAGUACUAAAUGUUGAAGCAAAAACUGUCUUUUAAUAGUUUGCUGAGGGCUAUAUAAAAGUUGUUUCCAUAAGAUUUAUUUUUCAAUGUCUAAUAAACCAGUUUUCAAUAUGUUAAAAACAUUCUUUUAAACAAAACCCCUAGUUUUUUUGUAUUUUUUGUCACAAAAGAAGUAGAUUUAUGCUUUUAAGAACAGAUAUAAUAAAUACCUUAUUUUUUUGGUUAAGCUUUUUAUACAAGUUGAACAUAUAAUGGGUAGGAACAGGUGUAGGAAAAAAUGAUGAGUAUCAUACGUCUAUAAAACCGUUCAAAAGCAAUUUUAUGAGCAAGAUACAUAAGUUAUGUCAAUUAUAUCAAUUUGCUUGUAGAACAAUGGUUCAUUAAUAGUACAUUUAUUAUAAAUACAAACAUUAUUAGUGUUAUUGGAAUAACACUUUGCACAUAGUAGUAUUUUUUUACAUAAUUGUUUUAAACAGUGAGAAUAUUACUUAAGGACACAAUGGAGUGUUAUAAUGAGGGAAUGAGAUGAAUAAAUGUGGUAUGUAAAUGGCAAGUAGAUCUUGAGUAUCAAUGGAAUUCAUCGAAGGACGAAGAUGUGGGUUCAAAUACAAAGUUCUAUAUUAUAGAAGUUAGUUGUGGACCCUGCAGUCCCUCUGCCGUAGUAUUCGCCCUUAUGUUGCAUAUCGAAUUUGCUGUAGAAAUAUAUACAUAGCAGGAACUUCCUCUAGUACUUUCCAGGAUACAUUACGAAUCAAUACCACUUGUUAAUUCUGUGAUUCAAUAUUAUUAAAAGAAGAUAAUUUUAACAUAAUGUUAAAAAAUACAAUCUUUUAAAUAUACGUGAUUGGUGCCUUGUUAUUAGAGUAUAUUUGUGUGGCAGAGCCUUUAAUGAAAAAUAUGACGGCAUUUUCAGUGAUUUGUAUUAGUUAUUAAUUAUAAACAUUUUAUUUUAAUGAAACAAAGAAUCUAAACUCAAAACCGUUUCCAUACUAAGUAAUACUUUUCAAAAUUAAUUAUUACAUUUAUGUAUUUUGAAAACACUACAUCUUUUCUCCGCUACACUUUCGCUGAAAAAACCGUAGAUUUAUUA
Messenger RNA from Homalodisca vitripennis (glassy-winged sharpshooter), 2022 nucleotides. RefSeq lists its product as uncharacterized. The transcript has 4 exons. The record is from RefSeq and is a predicted model, not a curated record. The coding region runs from base 165 to 566 and encodes 133 amino acids. Lineage: Eukaryota; Metazoa; Arthropoda; Insecta; Hemiptera; Cicadellidae.